AUGUCAAUUUGUCUCCCCACAAAAUCGUUCGCUAAGUCGUACAAUACACGUGAUGAUUGUUUACAAUGCCCGUUAUGCCGAAAUGUUAAAGACGAUGAGCCGGAUUUUAUUAAGAAGUUUAAACAGAGAGUAGGCUACAAGGAGGGUCCAACAGUAAAUACAAAGCAUGAGAUUCCAAACUUUGAAGAUGAGGAGGAGGACAGACCAGACAAUGAAGAUGAGAAGCCAGUGAUUGUACAACUGAGGGAAGGGGAUCUAAGUGCUGAGGAGGUGGAGAGACUGCAAAAGAGUGAAGAACCCAUAGCUGAUGGUAAGAUCACCUUUAAGAAGCCGGUGGAGAGGAGCGGGGAGGAGGCAACAGAAUUAAAAUCAUCAGCAAAGAAGAGGAGGGAAGAGAAAGGAGAGAAGAAGGAAGAGGAAGGAGAGAAGAAGUCAGGGAAGGCUGUCAAGAACUCAAGUCUGUUGUCAUUUAACCAGGAAGAUGAAGAGGAUGCCACAUGACAUUGUGUCAAAGGAGGAUGUCACAUGAAAUUGUGUAAUAGGAUGGUGUCACGUGAUAUUGUGUCAUAGGAGGAUGUCACAUGACAUUGUGUCAUAGGAGGAUGUCACAUGAUUUGUAUGCAAUAGGAAGAUGUCAUGUGAUGUGUGUGUCAUAUGAGGAUGUUGCACAAUACAUUUGUCAUAAAUUGAUCCGCAUGAGCUUUUUCUCUAUAUAAGAAGAAUACGGAGACUCGCUAUCCACCUGAUGUA
Molecule: messenger RNA, 750 nt
Organism: Saccostrea echinata
Lineage: Eukaryota; Metazoa; Mollusca; Bivalvia; Ostreida; Ostreidae
Exons: 4
Coding region: 1-501 (166 amino acids)
Source: RefSeq, a predicted model, not a curated record